AAAAGGAGCCCGUUGUCAUGACGAUCUACACUGUGCACGUGUACCGCGAGAGCCGACCCAGCCUGCCCAUGUUCGGGAUCAUGUGAUGUGCAGCUUCGUGCAGGACUGUGGUCUGCUGGUUCAGCCCGGUCGGUCCUGUGGUCUUCAGCCUUUCAUCCAGACUCAGAGUCCACUUCAGACCUGCACAUCUGGACACCAACCAGGUCGGUGGGUGGUCCCGUGUCUCAGCUGUUCCGACAACAGGACGUGUGAUUGGAGGGAGGUUGCCUGGCAACCAGACGGCUGUUACCACCCGCUAGUGGACCGCCGCCGGCUGCAGGACUGUCUGACCGACAGGAAGGUUUUGUUCAUCGGGGACUCGACCAAUCGAGGGAUGAUGUACUUCCUGAUGGAGCGGGUGAACUCCAGCCUGGAGGUCUGGGGGAAGGCCCACGACACGCUGGUCUACGGGAACCUCAACGCCCGCCGCACGCUGGUCAGCUACUCGUACUAUCCCCAGUUCUGGUUGGAGAAGAGCCGGAGACCGAGCUUCAGACAGGCCCUGCUGCAGCUCAUCCACAGGUCCCGGCCUCUGGGGAACUCUAACCGGACGGUUCUGGUUCUGGGAGGAGUCCAGUGGCUCAACACGGACCACCUGAGGACCGUCAGAGACGUGCUGGACAGAGAGUCUCUGGGGGAGAUGGUGGUGGUGGUGAAGUCUCUGGGGAUGGGCUUCCAUCUUCCUGUAGACGGGAUCCGAUCGCUCACUCUGAAAGAGAUCCAGGAUCUCGACAGACAGAACCGUGACAUCAUCGCCGCAGCAAAGCAUCAUGGGUACGAGGUCAUUGACACGUUCAGCAUUACGAUGGGACGACACAAAGAGUUCCUGCAGGGACGCUGCGCCUGCCACUUCCACGAGGUGGAGAGUUUUUGGUCCAACGCUCCGUCCUCGACUAACCGGACCUCACCAGAGCUCAGCAGCCAAUCAGACGCGCGGGACACGGCCCAGGAAACGGGGCCUAAAGCCUCGGCCUAUCACGUGAGGGGAGCGGUGAACCAGGUGUACUCGGAGAUCCUGCUGAGCCGCCUGUGUCCCAAAGAAACCUCUCAGCGCUGAACUCUCUCCUCCAGGUGGACUGGUCUUAUUAUUUGGGGAUUUUAACCACAAAGCGAGUUCUUAAAGGGACAGAACGGAAAGACAGGUCCAAGAUGGACACAAACUGACUCUUAAUAAGAGACUAAACACCUGAAGCUUUUCAGAGAUUAAAACCUGCUCCAGUUCUUCCCAAAAAGAGCUGAGUUUGAGAACUUUAAUACUGAGAGAAAUAUCCAGACUGUAGUCUAUCUCAUAUUUAAUCGUCUCUCGGUCUCCCAGCAGCCUCUCUGUCUCUCUGGGCCUCCUUACAUAUUUAUAUUGAUAUAUAUUUUUAUAUGAUCCUGAUAUCAGAACCAAAGACUCAGAGCUAACUGUUAUAAUAACAUAUCAUCAUGUGAAAACCUCUCAUGUGAUUCUCUCUAUCUGCUUAUAUUUUUCUACAGAUGUAUAUUUGUGCCUUUAAUCUCUAAACAUGUUGACAUGCUGGAAUAUAGAAUAUAUAAAUAUAUUUAUAUGAAUGUUAGGAUUCUUUUCUGCUCUCUGAAACAUGGAAACAGCUGUGAAAACAUGAAAUCUGUUUGUAUUCCGUAUAUCACCAGUGUAAUCUGGCUUUUUAUACAUUUUAA
Molecule: messenger RNA, 1701 nt
Organism: Perca flavescens (yellow perch)
Lineage: Eukaryota; Metazoa; Chordata; Actinopteri; Perciformes; Percidae
Gene: cped1
Product: cadherin-like and PC-esterase domain containing 1
Exons: 8
Coding region: 86-1096 (336 amino acids)
Source: RefSeq, a predicted model, not a curated record